Molecule: messenger RNA, 423 nt
Organism: Echinococcus granulosus
Lineage: Eukaryota; Metazoa; Platyhelminthes; Cestoda; Cyclophyllidea; Taeniidae
Product: Succinate dehydrogenase assembly factor
Exons: 3
Coding region: 1-423 (140 amino acids)
Biological process (GO): mitochondrial respiratory chain complex II assembly; protein-FAD linkage; mitochondrial electron transport, succinate to ubiquinone
Cellular component (GO): mitochondrion
Source: RefSeq, a predicted model, not a curated record
AUGGUGCUGUCUUUUAAUCGUUUGACUGUCUACCUUCGUGGGUCAGCUUCACGCGUUGUACCUUUAUUUACACGUCAUCGCCGGAUAUUCACCGUACCAAUUCGCUCGGGUGAAUCUGUUGCGACAAUGAGGAGUCGUCUCCUAUACGAGAGUCGCAAAAGAGGCAACUUAGAAAACGGGAUUAUACUUGCAUCAUUCGCUGAUAAACAUCUCGGCAAGAUGACUGAAGAACAGCUCAAGGCUUAUGACCACCUGAUAAACACACCCGAAUGCGACUGGGAUAUCUUCUACUGGGUUGUCGGUGAGAAAGAGGCUCCCAGUGAAUACAGAAGUGACGUGCUGGAGAUGUUGCAGAGACAUGCCAAAAACUACGGCCGUAAUUUGCGGAACCAGCAGCCCAAUAUUCACCCCCACACUGUGUAG